Messenger RNA from Ictidomys tridecemlineatus (thirteen-lined ground squirrel), 5147 nucleotides. It is a transcript of the gene Cr2, whose product is annotated as complement C3d receptor 2. The record is from RefSeq and is a predicted model, not a curated record. Lineage: Eukaryota; Metazoa; Chordata; Mammalia; Rodentia; Sciuridae.
GGCCACCUGCAGGUGAGCGUGCACGAGGUGCCAGACACUAUUUAAGGACCCGCCUCCCUGUGCUCACAGCUGUCUGCUGCCCAGCCCUGCCCUCCCGCAGCUGCCAGAGGCUCGCGGGUCCGGAACGCAUCCCGGUCGCUGGGGCUGCCGCCGUGGCAUGGGCGCCGCGGGCCCGCUCUGGGUUUUCUUGGCUCUCUUCGCGCCAGGGGUCCUCGGUCAGUGUAAGUUCCUGCCAAGGUAUCAUUUUGCUAAGCCUCAUGUUCAGAGUGAUCAGUCUGAGUUUGCUGUUGGGACAUCUUGGGAAUACAGAUGUCUCCCUGGGUAUACCAAGAAGUCAUUCUUUAUCACCUGCUUAGACACCUCCAAGUGGUCAGAUGCUCAGCAGUUCUGUAAACGUAAAUCAUGUAUGAGUCCUAGAGAACUCCUCCAUGGCUCUGUGCUUAUCCCUGAGGGUAUCGAGUUUGGGUCAACAAUCACAUAUUCUUGUAAUAAAGGAUAUCGACUCAUUGGUGGCUCAUCUGCUACAUGUAUUGUCUUGGACAAUACUGUAAUCUGGGAUCAGGACAUGCCUUUUUGUGAAUCUAUUCCUUGUGAGUCACCCCCAACCAUCUCCAAUGGGGACUUCUAUAGGACCAGUGAAGAUACUUUUUACUAUGGCAUCGUGGUAACUUAUCAUUGCAAUGUUGGACCACGUGGGGAAAAGCUGUUUGACCUCGUGGGUGAGAAGUCAAUAUAUUGCACCAGUCAAGACAAUCAAGUUGGUGUCUGGAGCAGCCCACCCCCUCAAUGUAUUCCUCAAGUCAAAUGCCCAUUUCCAGAAAUUGAAAAUGGAAUUGUGGAAUCCGGAUUUAAGCGUUCAUUUUUCUUAAAUGAUACAGUGAUGUUUAAGUGUAAACCUGGCUUUACCAUGAAAGGCAACAACAUGGUGUGGUGCCAACCAAACAGCAAGUGGAAUCCUCCACUGCCAACAUGCUUGAGGGGGUGUCUACCACCUCCACAUGUCCACCAUGGUAAUUAUAACAAAAGGGAUAAGGAGCUCUUUACAGUUGGACAGGAAGUGUCCUACAGCUGUGACCCUGGCUACACUCUCAUUGGAUCUAACCUUGUGCAGUGUACAUCCUUGGGAACCUGGAGCCAUGCAGCCCCCACAUGUGAAGUGAAAUCAUGUGAUGCCAUUCCAAACCAACUUCUCAAUGGCCGCGUGGUUCCUCCUCCUAACCUCCAGCUUGGGGCAGAGGUUUCCUUUGUUUGUGAUGCAGGGUUUCGAUUAAAUGGCAAAUCUUCUAGUCAGUGUGUCCAAGAAGGAAUGACAGUGAUCUGGAGUAAUAAGUUUCCUGUCUGUGAACGAAUUUCUUGUGACCCUCCUCCUCCUAUAGAAAAUGGUCGGAACAGUGCUUACUCACAACCUAUACGUCUUGGUACCGCAAUAAGGUACACUUGUGGGGCUAAAUUUCGUCUCAUCGGAGAAAAAGUUAUUUUGUGUACAAGUAAAGACCAAGUGAAUGGAGUCUGGGAUAAACCUGUUCCUGUAUGUGAAUAUUUCCAAAAAGAUUCUUCUUGCUCUGAGCCCACCGUACCAGGGGGAUACAGAAAUAGAGAAGCUAGACCGCCAUACAAACAUGGUGAUUCUGUGACAUUUACCUGUAAAGCCAACUUCACCAUGAAAGGAAACAAAACUGUUUGGUGCCAAGCAAAUAAAAAGUGGGGCCCAACGCCACUACCGACCUGUGAGAGUGAUAUCCCUCUGCAGUGUCCAACACUUCCUGAGAUCCACGAUGGACAUCACACAGGGCAAGAUGUGAGCCAGUUUGCCCCAGGAUUUUCUGUGACUUACAGUUGUAAACGUGGCUACUUGCUUAAUGGAGAAAAGAUCAUUAGGUGUCUAUCUUCGGGAGAAUGGAGUGCUGCCCCUCCCACAUGCAAAGAGGCACGGUGUGACACUCCGGCGCAGCUUCUCAAUGGGCAGGUAGAGGUACCUCAAAGUCUUCUGCCUGGAGUGACUGUGAAAUUCUCCUGUAAUGAAGGGUACAGAUUACAAGGCCAACCUUCUAGUCAGUGUGUAAUUGCUGGAAAUAAAGCUAUUUGGACCAAGAAGCCUGUAUGUGAAGAAAUUCUUUGCCCACCACCUUCCCCUAUUCUCAACGGAAGACACACAGGCAGCUCUUCAGGGAAAUUUUCAUAUGGAAGCAGAGUCACUUACACUUGUGACCCAGACCCGGAGAAAGGAGUGAAGUUCAUCCUUAUUGGGGAGAACACUAUCCGUUGUACCAUGGAUAGUCAGAAGUCGGGGACCUGGAGCGGCCCUGCACCACGCUGUGAACUUUCUACUUCCGCGGUUCGUUGUCCACAUCCCCAGAUCCUGAGAGGCCAAAUGUCAUCUGUGCCGAAAGAUCAAUAUUCCUAUAAUGACACUGUGGUAUUUGCCUGUGAGCCCAGCUUCACCUUGAAGGGCAGUGGGAAAAUACGAUGUAAUGCCCAAGGCACGUGGGAGCCAUCAGUGCCCGUCUGCGAAAAGGAAUGCCAGCCCCCUCCUACAAUCCUCAAUGGGCAAAGAGAAGGUAGACGCCUGGUCCGCUUUGACCCUGGGACCUCCAUAAAAUAUAGCUGUAAUCCCGGCUAUGAGCUGGUGGGAGAAGAAUACUUACACUGCACCUCGGAAGGAAAGUGGACACCCACUACCCCUCAGUGCAAAGUGGCAGAGUGUAAACCGAUAGGACGGCAACGCUUUCAAAAACCUCAGCAUCUGUUUAUUAGACCAGCUGUUUACUCUUCUUGCGGUGAAGGGUACCGGUUAAGUGAGAAUGUUUAUCAACUGUGUGAAGGUACAGUUCCUUGGUUUAUGGAGAUUCGUCUUUGUAAAGAAAUCACCUGCCCACCACCCCCUGUUAUCUACAAUGGGAGACACACAGGGAGUUCCUCCGAAGACGUUCCAUAUGGAACUAUGAUCACUUAUACGUGUAACCCGGGGCCGGAGAAAGGAGUCCAAUUCAACCUCAUUGGGGAGCGCACCAUCCGGUGUACAAGCACUGAUGGAGAGAGAGGCACCUGGAGUGGCCCCGCUCCUCUCUGUGAACUUUCCCUCCCUGCGGUCCAGUGCUCAGAAGUCUUCAUUGAAAAUGGAUUCAAGACAUCCAUAAAGCUAGCCCCAUAUUUCUACAAUGACACUGUGACCUUCAAGUGUAAUAAUGGAUAUACUUUGAAGGGUAGUGGUCAGAUUCGUUGCAAAGACAAUGAUAUCUGGGAUCCUGAAAAACCAGUUUGUGAAAAAGAAGCAUGUAAGGAUGUGACAACGCUUCCAGCUGAGGCACGUGUGGAACUAGUGAACAUGGCCUGUCAAGACGGGUACCGAUUGACUGGACAUGCUUAUAAGAAAUGUCAAGAUGCUAAGAAUGGGGUUUGGUUCCAGAAGAUUCCACAAUGUAAAGCUAUUCACUGUCCCCCUCCACCUAAGAUUGACAACGGGAGGCACACGGGCGUGAUGGCAGAGCACUUUCUGUAUGGAAUUGAAGUCUCUUAUGAAUGUGACCAAGGAUUCUAUCUUCUGGGGAAGAAAAUUUUACAGUGCGGAAAUGAUUCUCUAGGACAUGGGUCUUGGAGUGAACCUCCCCCACGGUGCCUACAGUCUCCGCCUGUAACUCACUGCCCUAACCCAGAAAUCAAACAUGGAUACAAGCUCAACGAAACUCGUUCUGCAUAUUCCCACAAUGACCUACUGCAUGUUGCCUGCAAUCCCGGCUUCAUCAUGAAAGGAAGUCACUUGAUAAGGUGUCAUACAGAUAACACCUGGGUACCAGGGUUACCGACUUGUUUCAGAAAAGCUUUCUUAGAGUGUCAGCCUCCACCUACCAUCGCCAAUGGGUCUCAUACUGGUGGAAAUAAAGCUGAGUUUGCCGCUGGAAUGUCAGUCCUGUACAGCUGUGACCAAGGCUACCUGCUGGUGGGAGAAGAGUUCCUUGUCUGCACAUAUGAGGGAACCUGGAGUCACCCUGCCCCUUACUGUAAAGAGGUAAACUGUAACUUCACCGAGAGUAUGAAUGGAAUCCAGAAGGGACUGGAGCCUGGGAAGAUGUAUCAGUAUGGAGCUGUUGUGACUAUGGAGUGUGAAGAUGGUUAUACCCUGGAGGGCAGCCCUCAGAGCCAGUGCCAAGGCGACCACCAGUGGAACCCUCCCCUGGCUGUCUGUACAUCCCGUUCAUUUGCUCCUCUUCUUUCUGGUAUCGUGGCAGGUUCAGUACUUGCUCUCUUCUUGGUUGGUGUCUCCUUAUACAUGAUACUAAAGUACAGAGAACACAAUUAUUAUACAAAUACAAGCCCUAAAGAUGGAGCUCUUCAUUUGGAAGCACGAGAAAUAUACUCUGUUGAUCCGUACAACCCAGCAAGCUAAUCAGAAGACAAACUGAUCCUGUUUUCUGAAGAAGCAUGUCUUUUGGAAUGAUGUCUUCUAAUAGGCGUUAAAGGUUAUAAUUGAAUGAAAACAUUAACGCUCUCAUUAUUUGAACAUCAAGUUGCACCGCUGCCGCCUACACAGGAAGGACCUAUUUCAAUGUGGUUCAUGACUUGGAAUCGCACAGAACAUUCAUUGGAAAGACAUCACCUUAAGAUCAGCAAGUCUCUUUGUGUGGUCUCAACGUCAGUCAAGUGAUUUCAUAAGCUAAUAACUUCCUGUAUGUACUUAUUCCCAAGCAAAUCAAAGAAAAUUUGCUUGACAUUAAAGACAGGAACUGAGGUUCACUGCCAUGAGUAGUGCAAGGAUUUGCCAAAGACUCCCUCUGAUCUGCCUAAAGCCAGGCUGUGGCAACGAACAAGGACAUGGCUUUAGAAGUGUCACCUUCUUACCAAGGCACUGAAAACAGCUGUCUUCGCCUCUAGACCAAUCCUCUUUUUGUAGCCAGCAAACUUUCUGUUGCCAUAUGCUUUGGGUUUAAUGUGGCUUUAAUUACUUAAGCCACAUACAGAGUACCCCCUGUGAUUAUGAUGGGCCUGCCUUUUGGAAAAGACUGGCUUUAUUUUAAUAGUAGCUUCCUUUUCUUAUGUGGUUAAAUAUUUCACUUUUAGUCCCAUUUGUUUUAAGUUUCUCUGGCAAUACUGUAUAAUAUUUUUUGCCUUUUCCAUAAUCACUGAUUUCAAUUUGCACAAGUUUUUUUUAA